Molecule: messenger RNA, 608 nt
Organism: Cuscuta campestris
Lineage: Eukaryota; Viridiplantae; Streptophyta; Magnoliopsida; Solanales; Convolvulaceae
Source: the annotation of a GenBank genome assembly
ACAGCAAUGAUAGGCGCUUCAUCCCUAUCCAAAGUUGUCCCAUUGUCCACUGUUAUGAAGGUCGUCACCUUCAAAUUUCCCACCUCAUUGAAACUGAUGAUGACCCAGUCCCAAAAGGUUGCAGCAAUUAUGCUUGGGAAAUCAAAGGUUGCAGCUCCGGCGGGCAUGGGGCUAAAAUCCUCUUUCUUUAAGACAGCUGCUUCUACGGGGAAAAUUAAGGCAGUGGCCCAUGGCUUCAUAACCUCAGCUCAAAAAACUAGUUUCUCAGCUAUGAGAAGUGCUUUCUAUGAGAUUAUGAGGAAACGACAUGUACGCCCGAUUGGGUUUUUACCGUGGGCCACGUUUGGGUGCAGUGUGGCCACCUGCUCAGGAUUAAUUGUUUAUGGGGAUGGGAUUGAGUGCGCUGCCGAGUCACUUCCCUCUGCUCCUUCAAUUGCAAGUUUGGGUCGUGGGAUUCGGAGUUUGCACGAGGCCUCUAAGGCUGUGGGGCACUUUAGAGUCCCUUCUUCACAGUUAAGAACAUAAAAAGUCAGAUACCUUUCUUUUGUGAGGCACUUUUAUAUUGGCCAUGUUUGCCAUUGCUUUUCGCCCCAGUCUUUUGGCGCCUC